AUGGGGAAACACAGAGCGCAGGCCCAGUUUGACCGCGCUAAAUGGCGCCUCGCCCUCCUUCUCCCCAUGUGGCUGCUCCAGCUCGGCCUCAACCUGGCCAUGGUCGGCCUUUUCGGCUGGAGACUGGGCGACACCCUGAAGACGUACGAGGAUCGGGACAAGAAGGGCGAGCUCCCCGUCAUCGAGGUCGUCUGGGAAGCGACCAAUGUCGGCUUGGCCUUUGUGGCGUCGGUCUGCACCUUUUACGAGAUAGCCAAGUAUUCCGCGGAGUCACUGACUCCAUGGACGAUGCUAUUCACACAUGUUAUGAAAUUGACUUGUGCGAGCGCCAUUCUCGCCCUGGACGUUGUUGUCUACGUGCAGCGUCACGACCGACACUACUCCCUCAUCGGCCUGGGUCUCGACGGUGGUUUCAUCCUCACCGCUCUUAUUCUCGUCGUUUACACCAUCCGAAUCUACCGUCGCCUCUCCGUCUACGACGACUAUGCCCACCCGGUCAACGUCAAGCCAUUUGGCUUCGCCGAUGAGGAACGUGAUAUCUCGUACCAGAGCAACCUUGGCGGUGUCCGUCCUUCUCUCGAACAGCGGUUUUCCUCGGCAUCGUCGCGUAUGAGCCUCAGCUCCACCAAGAACGAGCCUAUCGAGCUCAACAAGAUGGAACGGACGCCGAGCGUAUACAGCCACAAGAGGGACACCCAGUUUGAUGCCUACGUGGCCCGACGAAACUCGGUCGGCACUGUAGACAGGGCUGUGAGCGGCGAGUUUGGCUGGUCAGGCAGUCCUGUGGAUCUCCAAGAAGAGCUGGCGAGGAGGGAGUCUAUCGGCACCGGCAAUGUCGUCACCCGGCCGAGAGGAGCAAGCAUGCCCCGCGCCCCCAGCUGGGCCAGCGACCGAGGCCUAGUCGCGGUACCAGAGGAGGAAGACGAGCCAGCCGACAAGCACGACAAGGCGGCUGAGCACAAGAAAGCUCGCGAGGCCCUCUUGGGAGAUACCCCCCGCGAGAGCGUUGACGGCCCCAUGGUACACCAGGAGGUGGAUUUGGCUGACCCCAGGUGGCGUCAAUCAUGA
Molecule: messenger RNA, 1068 nt
Organism: Ilyonectria robusta
Lineage: Eukaryota; Fungi; Ascomycota; Sordariomycetes; Hypocreales; Nectriaceae
Exons: 3
Coding region: 1-1068 (355 amino acids)
Source: RefSeq, a predicted model, not a curated record